Messenger RNA from Drosophila persimilis, 414 nucleotides. RefSeq lists its product as uncharacterized. The record is from RefSeq and is a predicted model, not a curated record. The coding region runs from base 19 to 414 and encodes 131 amino acids. Lineage: Eukaryota; Metazoa; Arthropoda; Insecta; Diptera; Drosophilidae. The transcript has 2 exons.
UGGAUCAUCUUUGCCUGCAUGCAGGGCUAUGGCGGUCUGGCAGACAGUUUCCUAUCCUCGCCAUUGUGGCAGCCACUCUCGAGACUCUCCUAUUCCGUGUACAUCUGGAAUAUGUUCACUCUGGAAGUAAACAGCAGAAUUCUACGGACCAAUACAUAUUUUUCGAACUACAACUUUAUGCUUAAUUUCUGGUCUGUCAUUGGGAUCACUAUUUUGAUGUCGUAUGUGUUUUAUGUUAUCAUUGAGGCUCCUUUUGGCGGACUCGAUAGUCUUCUACGAACCCGGCAGCCACGAUCUCCAAGCGAACAAAAGCAGUCGUCAGUAGAUGUCCAGCAGGAUCAGUUUAAUGUCGGAAGGAAUCUGGAUGAACCUGAAAAGCCUAAGGAAGAAGCCACAACGACUGUUUCAGAAUAG